AUGGACUGGCAAUAUUUCAUGUUGAACUCACUCCUCUACCUCAGUGUGGCAUUACUUGGUAUUCGUGGUGGAGAAAUAACAGCAGAUGAGGUUUGUCGAAUUUGUGAAGGCUGUACGUACGGAUCCAUAUCCUGUCAAGAGGCAGACCUGUUGCAUAUGUUACCGAAUGACCUGCCGAACGGUAUUGAAAAGGUCAUUAUUGUCAGCCAACGUUUUGACAGUCAAUUCCUCUCCCGACAAAACAUAUCCUCCUACACCCUACCCGGUGUAAACAUCCAUGAACUCACCAUUAUGCAUUGCGGUCUGCGUGCUAUCGAGGCGGGAACCUUCAGUGGGUUGAGUAGCCUGACAAAACUAGAUUUGUCAAAAAACUCACUAUCUCGAAUACAAGGUCACACCUUCUCGGGUUUGCGUCUGGACCUUCUUCGACUUGACGAUAAUCAGGGUUUGACUCUGGAUUCAGAAGCUUUUGAAAAUCUCACUGUUUCUUCCCUAUCUAUGCAAAACUGUGGCCUUCGAAGUCUUUCCUACGAGGUGUUUCAACCACUCGUACAAUCAAGAAGCCUCACAACCCUGCGUCUCACCUCCAACAGUCUCACCACCCUCGAUGCUCGGUUUGAACCCUUUUUCCGAAAUCUCUCAUUCCUCUCCCUGGCCAGAAAUCCCUUUGUCUGUGACUGCAAACUCGUGUGGUUGAGUCAAACCCUCCAGCGUAAACGACGGGCAGAUAGCGAUGACGCAUUUCGCAGGCUUAACGAUGAUCGCCUAUUAAUUGUGCCAGACGACGAUCAUCCUGUUUGUGAGUCCCCAAAUCGUCUACGUGGGAAACAGAUUGUGUCACUUUCCACGAGAGACUUUUUCUGUGGUCCUCCACAAAUGCGAACACUAGAGGUGGAUUUCAGCGAUCUCCGAGUCGGUCAAUCCGAGACGUUUAAUAUGACCGGAGUAGUGCUUAUCAAAUGUGCAGCUCAAGGCUCACCGGAAAUGCAGCUGGCGUGGUUCCGACGGGACGGUCGUGGUGAUGAACCAAUUCGUUUGCCUGGAUUAAGGCAGGUAGCCUCAGGCGUUGUAGAAGUGUCAAUUUCUCACUCUCUUCUUGCCAAGAAUUCCAACAGUGAGACAGAAGAUGCAGGGCAACUGUUCACUUGUCUUGGAGUGGACACUUACGGCAACACAAGCGCCGAUUUGUCGUUACGGUGGCCUGCUCUGCCACUACUGUCUCCUCUGCCAUCUUCCCCAACUUCCAACAACCGUAAUCCCAUGGAACCUUCGUCUGGUGACUCAAAGUACCUUAAUAAUGAUAAAGGCUACUUCCAGUCAGAUCAUCUUGACGAAUUCUUUUUUAUGAAGAAAUUCACAAUUCUUGAACUGAUUGGAGCAGUUGUGGGCACAUUCACUGCAACUAUAUUACUCUUUCUCAUGGGCUACAUUCUCCUCUACAUGCGUCACCGACAGCAGUGCCCAAAAAGCCCCUCGAAGACGGUCUAUCCACUGGUGACAAGUACAGGACUACCGAAAUUUCCAGAUUAUCAGGUGCUUGAAUCUAGCCCACAACAUCCUAUUCAAGGUCCUCUGGAGGCAAUCGGUAAUCAAUCUUGUGAUCUAGCGACAGAGAAACGGCGUCUGAUGGCAAAGACAGAGUGGACGGAUGCAAGGCGUGGUCCUGAGGCACGAACAAGUAGUGGAGUCUACUCAGAAUGUCCCACCUACGAUCUUCCAUCAAAUCAUAUGGCAUCUGCACCAUUGCCUCCCCUUCCACUGGAUCCUCCCCCACCAUCACCACCUUCAAAGACUAGCCAAUUCGGAACAGUGAGUGGAGUGCCUAUUGUAUAUCCACAGCCUCACUUCCUUGAUCCUGCAACAGCUGCGGCUGCUGCAGCUGCAGCUACCGGUAAUGGGAACAGUAACCAAUCCAACAGUCUUCUAGCUCAAACCCUCACCACCAACGCCAUCUUAGUCGAUAUGCUCACGAUGCAACGACGACAACGUCAGCUGCAGCAACAACAGCAGCAGGUAUCUGCUCUCAAUCAGGAAUUCCGAUUUUAG
Messenger RNA from Echinococcus granulosus, 2046 nucleotides. RefSeq names its product Immunoglobulin superfamily member. Gene Ontology annotation, molecular function: protein binding. The transcript has 2 exons. The coding region runs from base 1 to 2046 and encodes 681 amino acids. The record is from RefSeq and is a predicted model, not a curated record. NCBI's taxonomy places the organism in Eukaryota, Metazoa, Platyhelminthes, Cestoda, Cyclophyllidea, Taeniidae.